Molecule: messenger RNA, 4240 nt
Organism: Aplysia californica (California sea hare)
Lineage: Eukaryota; Metazoa; Mollusca; Gastropoda; Aplysiida; Aplysiidae
Product: homeobox protein Nkx-2.3
Exons: 3
Coding region: 955-2328 (457 amino acids)
Biological process (GO): cell differentiation; regulation of transcription by RNA polymerase II
Cellular component (GO): nucleus
Molecular function (GO): RNA polymerase II cis-regulatory region sequence-specific DNA binding; DNA-binding transcription factor activity, RNA polymerase II-specific
Source: RefSeq, a predicted model, not a curated record
GCCAGCUCUUGAUAUCAAAAAGAGUCUUAAGUGAGACUUGUAAACCGUAGUGAAAAAGUUGUUGACAAGCCCCAAACAGUGUUUGAACUAGUCUAAGAGGAACUCAUUUCCCUUGCAGCAAGCGGCUUCACGUGUCCGCAAAAGAAGAAGAAGGGGGCAGGGAACUGUGAGAGAGGGAGAGAGAGAGUGAGCGCCACCGGGAAGGUGCAUACAGAAAGUUAAGUGUGAGCAUGUGUGUCUGUGGCCGAGUGGGCGUCCCUAUCAUGACCAUCUGACAAACUUUGGAUGAGCUGCGAUGAGCCAAACGACGCGCGGACUUCACACGCAUAUUAGACAAGGCUUGUGUCUCACCCUUUCCCACUGACGACUUUUUUUCUCUCCCUGUGCGCUGUGACUCUUCUUCCUUGUGAUCCGGGUGAGUGCUUCUCGCUUGCUCAUAAGUAUAAGCGCGAGGGUCGCCCUAAGUGCACCUUGAGUGUCUAGUGUAUACAGUCUUUGAAAGAGUCCGAGGGUUGUCUACUUCAAGUAACAGGUACCCAUCUUCAACACCCUCUUGUGGGAACUUCAUGCAAAUUGACGGGAUCCGCGCCGGGACGCACCAAGGUUCACGUCUGCCAACUGUCGAGACGGAUAGCUUCACUAAUGAGACUCUGCGCCUAGAGGCGUCUCUGGCUGUCUCACCGAGCUCGAUGCUAACAAAUAUCGUCGGCUCAUAAACAGAGACCCCUUUCUCUUUUCUCCGUUUCUAAAAGACUCCUUCAAGUUUUGUCUGUUUCCUUUUGGGCGUAGACGCUGAGUAGGAUCCCCAAAUGUCUCACAGCUUAGAGCUGAAAACUCCAACAACAAAGCCGUGGAUGCAAUUCUGAUCGUUGUGCUUGCUAAAGAAAAGGCGUCUCAUUUCGAGUGUAAAAUCCUUGCGAAUCAGCGUUUCGAAGCGCCUGAUCAGCAGACGAGAUGUAUUCCAACUUCUCCAUCAAAGAAAUCCUGUGGGCCGAGCAGCCGACCGGACUGAACUACGCCGGGGGUCUUGGUGGCUACCUUCAGUCUCCGAGCUACCCGUACGACACGAGUCCCCUGACUCAUGAGCAGCUGCAGUUGUCUAGCAACCCGGCCUGUCUCUAUGGCAGCGGCGCGCCCACGUACACAAACUUGUCCUACCCGGUCUCCUCCCAUUCGUCCAACCUGAUGACAGGUGGCGCCCCCAGCUCCCUGGAUGGGCUUCAUGGCAUGAAGGCUUCUGACUAUGACGUAAACGUCAUGUCGGGCAUGGGCAUGCCCAUGAAACAAGACUAUGAAGGUCAUGUGACGGACGCUAUGCAAAUGCCCGUGAAACAAGAAUACGAGAGUCAUGUGACAGAUUUAUCCAAUCAGGUGCCGAGAUUGCCCGUUCAGCCCUGCAUGGAGGAAGACAUGAGCGAUAAAGACAAACAAAACUGCCAGCAGCUAUCGCCGCUCCACCACGGCCCCCACAGACACCUGCAGCAGUCACCGCAUCCUCACCACUGCCACCAACAGCAGCAGCCUCACCACCACCACCAGCAGCAACAACAACAACACAGUUCAGGAGUUUCCUCCCAGCUGUCCCCCCUCCAUGGCUCCUCCCAACAAGCCUCACCCCACAAGGCGACAGGCCACCACCAGGGUGUCCCAUAUUCCAGUGCCCCCACAUUUCUGGAUGACCCUCAUCCUCCUCCCCCUCCCACUGCUAACUCCGGGGCUGGAAGCGAGAAGGAGAAAACGAAAACCUCAACUUCGUCUUCAUCCUCAAACUCCUCUUCUUCCUCCUCCUCCUCCUCGUCAUCUUCAUCAGCAAACUCAUCGACGACUGAGAGCUCGUCAAAUGGCGACUGUACCCUCCUGAAGCAGCGGCAGAAGAGAAAACCACGGGUUCUCUUCUCCCAGUCUCAAGUCUUUGAGCUGGAGCGAAGGUUCAAACAGCAGCGAUACCUGUCGGCGCCCGAGCGGGAACAGAUGGCCAACCUCCUCAAACUCUCCUCCACUCAGAUCAAGAUCUGGUUCCAGAACCGUCGCUACAAGUGCAAGCGUCAGAGCCAGGAUAAAUCCCUGGAGCUUCAGACCAUGCAGCCGCCUCGACGCGUGGCUGUGCCGGUCCUCGUUCGUGACGGGAAGCCUUGCAUGGGUCCGCCCCCCACGCCUUACUCCGCCCCCGGGCCCUACAACGUGAACCCGUUCGCUUACAGCACCGCCCCCGCCGCCAGCGCCUACUGCACCCAGGGCAACAUGGGCGGCCACAUGGCACAGACGGGCCAGCUCCCACAGCAGGGCUACAUGCAGCAGCAGAUACACCAAGCCAUCAGAACGUGGUAGGGGAACUUACAGCGGUGUCCAUGCACAAACGUCAUCAUCCCAUGAAUCCCAUGAAUUCAACCAUGUUUGAGGCUCUAAAAAACCCACAAGCCAUUUUCCAUCUACUAACUGAGACAUUGUUGACCAAACAGACGUCUAUUGUGUUUGUUCGUACAGUGGACAGAGUGAGACAAAUCCACAGACGAUGUGUUUCUGGUCACUUUGUUAGCAGAACUUUUGAGACAAGACAAACGAUACGUAGUUCUGACCAGGCCACAGAAUGAGUUUGUAAACUCAACAGGCAAUGCGUACCCGACAGAUGUUACAUUCUAAUCAGGGUAUCACUGGGUGACAUCGCGAAUUUUGAGAACUUCACUACAAAGUAAUAUGUCCAUUAAAUUGUCUGAAUUAACUCAUAGAAAACAACAUUAUUAUGAUGUAUGCAGGAGUCCAUCCGUUUGUCAGUACUGUUAACAUUUUAAAACAAAACAUAAAAGUGUUGUAGUUAUGACAUGGUCAUCAGACGCGCGUAGCUUUAGCAAACAUUGAUAUCUUUAAUUCCUUCUGUCCCAUGCGCCGAUGCAUCGUUGUCAUCAUUAAACACUUAUUGACCAUGCGCCGAUACUUCAUGGUACGAAGAGAGUUAAACUAUAAAAACAUCGUUGAUAUGACAAACGCUGCCAGCAAAUGCUGUACUCACCUUCCGUCUUCUCAGAGAUGAAGCCGAGCGCAGAUCUCCUUACGUGUGUAGUCAAUGAACAAUAACAUUGUAGGCCCGACUACUUGUUUUCCUGGAACACCAAUGUGGACAUUACAUACAGUGGGGCAUCCGCUCCUUAGUCAUACUAUUGUUCUAUCUCACCGUGAAGCGGAAGGGACCCCCCCCCCCCAAGCACCGAUCCCAAGGACAAGUUUCCUCGACGACUCAAGCGACUCAAGCGACGGUAUGAAGACAAGAUACUGGGCUGAUUUAAUUAGCCUCCAAACCCUCCUAGAAGGGAACAAUACCAUCAUUGACAAGACUUUGCUGACUUCCAAAUCUUCCCAGUUCGACACCAUACUAACAUUGACAAGAAUAUUGUGUGACCUGUCCUUCAAAACAUAAAGACAAAGCAAAAGACAACACGAUCCCGAUUGUGACUUUAUUACACUGACGGAUAUCAGAUAGCUCUGAACAGAAGCUGUCUUACUGACACUUCUCGGAGGAAGAAAAGAAAAGAAAACAAAACAAAGCGAAAAAGGGCACCGACAUCUGCAUCUACUCAUAUACAUGUAGAAUCAAUCGUGAUGCCACCAGAUUCUAGAUUGCCGUUCGCUUUCGGGAAAAACAGUCACGAAAGUGAAUGUACAAUCUUCAUCCGCAUUUAUUGGCAUCGUCUAUGCUGCAUCAUCGCUUGGGGUGUAGCGAUUAGGCGCUUCCACGUGGCACGCAGAAGACCUGAGUUCGAUUCCCGUACGGGGAGAAUUCUUAUCGAGUAUCUGGUUGGUCUUUCUUCCGGGACGAUGUAUCUCUCUCAACCCAGGUUUGACCAGACAGGCAGAUUCGAAGACCAAUAAUGAAGGGGUUAUUUCAAUAACGUGCCUAAGCCACACUUGGGUAGUUUUGAGAAAAAGGCCAAAAACUGUUUCUCGUAAAUAUAUUUUUUUAGCAUUGUAUGGGAAAGGCGAGCCAAAACAGGGGACAUAGCUCUGGAAAUCAAAGACACAAUCUUCAUAGAAGGCUCACAGGAUGCAGUCUGCUUUCUUUUAUCAUCCUAUGCAAAAAUCUCUAUUUUCGCAAAAUUGGACUUCGGUACGUUAUUGAAAUGACCUGUUAAGUUUUAAACUUACCCAAACUGAGUUGAUGGAGCAGAGGACCUUACUGUUUGAUGCAACUGUUAUUUCUUGCUACAAAGAAUACUGUAUCGCAAAAAAUAAAAUGAAAAUAAAUAAA